AUGCAGGACUAUUUCAUCGCCACCGCUGCUGUCUAUGUUCCAUGCUAUGCAUACAGCUGGUUUCGCAUCAUUUUCGAAUACGGAUUCACGCAAAAAGCCCGAAUUCAAGUUGAAGAGAACGGAUUUACACGCAUCGUGGUCCCCGCUAAAUUCAAGUGGACUCCGGGACAGCACUGUUUCCUUCGUUUUACGAGCUUUGGUCUUUCCCCGGCUCUGUCAUCGCAUCCAUUCACCAUCUGCUCCUCGCCGUCCAUCGACCCUGACACGCCAUCUGAGCUUGUGUUCUACAUUCGUCACCAGAAGGGUUUUACGAGCAAGUUGUACCAGCAUGCGCUAGAAAAUCCUGACAUCUCGGUGCCUGUACAGAUUGAUGGACCGUAUGGCGGCGCUAAUUUGCAGAAGUUUAGGGACAGUGACCAUCUGCUGGUCAUCGCUGGUGGUUCGGGUGCUGGCUGGAUUCUACCCUUCGUUGAGCGAUUCGCUCGGGCGGGUUUGAUUGAAAGGAAUUACGGCCAUGAGAACCACGGCCCUGAAGAAGCUCACAUUGACACCGAGAAAGCCCCCGCGACCGAAGUUCAUGCCGCAGGUAGCAUCUUGAGUCCGAAGUCCCUGCAUGUAAUACUAGCCACACGGGAUUCAAGCAGUCGGAAAUGGUUUCUUUCAUCUGUCAGCGGCCUUCUGGCCAAGUACCCAUCUUCGAACGUCCGUGUCCAAGUAUACCUGACAGGAGAAGCCGCAAAAGAGGCAGAUCUACCGGAGGCGGCAGAAGCGCAACUUUCCACGUCCUCCUCGGAUGAAAUUGAGAUCCACACCAAGGGCCACGAUGUUCAUGUCCCGGGCAAGGAGCUUGAGGGCCGGCCACAGCUCGCAUCAAUCAUCCAGGAGGAGGCUCUCAAGGCAGCGGAGGCAAAUGAGUCCCUUGGCGUCUUCGUGUGCGGCCCAGAAACAAUGCAGAAUAAUGUACGCAACGCUGUUGCAGCAGAGAAUUUGAAGAUAUUGAAGGGGUCCAAGAUGGACGGACAUAUUGCGCCCUAUACGGAAGAGUGGGUGGCUGCCGGCGCGGUGCCGCCCUCUUUGUACACGGCAUGCGCAAAGGCAGGUUUCCUUGUUCCGAUUGCUUCCGGCAAGGCGAUUCCAAAGCAGUGGUCUAACUAUCCGAUCAUUGGCGGCAUCAAGCCCGAAGAGUGGGACGGUUUCCACGACUUCGUGUUAUGGGACGAGCUCAUGCGCGGUGGCAGCAUUGCUUCGCUGUUCAUCGGUCUUGUAGUUGGUGCACCACCACUAUUGAAGUUUGCGAGUAAGCAGCUUCAGGACAAAAUCUUCCCAGAGAUCUUGAGCGGAGAAAAGAGAAUAUGUCUUGCAGUGACGGAGCCGGCGGCUGGAUCUGACGUCCGCAUGAUUACCACGACCGCUAAAAAGACUCCAGACGGGAGGCAUUAUAUUGUCAAUGGCGAGAAGAAGUGGAUCACGAACGGCAUGUUCUCUGAUUAUUUCAUGACCGCUGUGCGUACAGGAGGAGCGGGAGCAGAGGGCAUCUCCAUGUUGUUGAUCCCCCGAUCGGAAGGGCUACGAACCCGUAAAAUCGAGGUCAUUGCUGGGCCCCUGUCCUCGACCACUUACGUUACUUUUGAAGACGUAAAAGUCCCUGCCGAGUACCUCAUCGGGCAAGAAGGCCAAGGUUUUCGUCAGACGAUGGUCAAUUUCAACCAUGAGCGUCUGUGGGUCGCAUUCCAAGCCAUCCGCGGCUGCAGGAUCGCCCUGAAUGAUGCGUUCCAGUGGGCUAUCAAGCGCGAAGCUUUUGACAAGACGCUGAUUGAGCAACCUGUUGUGCGAAACAAACUCGGAAAUUGUGGGAGACAAGUCGAAUCCUUGCAAUCAUGGACCGAACAAAUUGUGUAUGAGCUGGAGCACUUGAGCGAUGCCGAAGGAGCCCGUAUUCUAGGCGGAACCACUGCAUUGCUCAAAGUUCAGUCGGGUAUGGUCUGCAAAUAUGUUGCAGAAGAGUGCCUGAAGAUCAUGGGAGGUCUCGGUCUUACGAAGACCGGUCAAGGGGCGAGAAUUGAGGCGUUCUAUCGCAGCGUGCCUAGUUACGUUGUGCCAGGAGGCUCGGAAGAUGUCCUAAUCGAUCUCGGUGUACGUGAGGCACUCAAAUUGCAUCGCCAAGCAGAAAAGGCAAAGACCAAGCUGUGA
Messenger RNA from Didymosphaeria variabile, 2190 nucleotides. RefSeq lists its product as uncharacterized. The coding region runs from base 1 to 2190 and encodes 729 amino acids. Gene Ontology annotation, molecular function: flavin adenine dinucleotide binding; oxidoreductase activity, acting on the CH-CH group of donors. The transcript is spliced from 4 exons. Lineage: Eukaryota; Fungi; Ascomycota; Dothideomycetes; Pleosporales; Didymosphaeriaceae. The record is from RefSeq and is a predicted model, not a curated record.